GUCAAAGUGCAGACAGAGAAAAAAAUAAAACAACACACGAUUUUUCCAGUCUGAGAAAAAUCUCCGUUUAGUCCGUAUCAAUGGAGUGCGAGUGGUGAAAAGUAGUGUGGAAACGGUGAAUGGCCAAAUAAGGUGUGAGGAAGAAAAGUUAAGGAAAAAUGUGAAUGAAAAUAACGUGAGAAUCUCAAGAAAAGAAAAAGAAAGAAUCUCUGCCAUAAGUUUUAUUGUUUCGUGUUAACUUGGGGGCUCCCCAGCGGAAGUGCGUUUCGUGAAGAGGAACCUGGAGGUCGUCUUGGUGGCCAGGAAUUCUCAGUGGUGCUUUGUGUCUGUGACAUUCGGGUGCGGGGAAGAAAGAAAAAUUAAAUAAAAAGAGAAAGAAGCCAACGCACAGGAGUUGAAAAGUGGAGUCUCCCACGCAAACGAGGGCUCAGCACGUCCAAAAAUUUCAAUCAAUUAAUUCAUCGUGAGGCUUUGGACUACAGGUGUGGAAGCGGGGGUGUAUCUGAAGAGUGUGUUACAAAGCAAAUGACGACGUGAUCUUGUACGGAGUUUUUCUUCGUUGCUACAAUUUUUUUUUAUAUUAAAUUCACUGUAUGACUCCAUUGUGAAUUAUGCGGCGGUGUUUUUGGCCCAAAUUGCAUGUACUAACCGUGAAAGUGUGGCAAAGAAAAACGGAGUGGUGAUUUGGGCGAAAAUUCACGCAAUUUCAUCAAGCACUGUCGCGCAAGAUCGUAUAAAGAAGAGGAGGAGAAAAAAACGAGAGCAAGAAAUUUCUUCAAUAAAUAGGAGAAAAAAAAAGCGCGGAGGGAUUGCAUGAUGGCCACAAGCAAUGCGGGGGGCUCGUCGUGUCACGAUGGUGGUAAUGCAGGGAGUCAGCACAGGAAAGGUCACAGACGGCAAGAAUCCAUGUACGCCUUGACUGGUUUGUAUUCUGAGACUGCGGGUGACGAUAGUAGUGUCGAUGCCCCGGCAGAGUCCUCAGAAGACUCUCAGAGUCGUCAGGAUGUUGCAGGGAGUACAGGUGAGACGGUACAACAGUCGGACGUUGUGAUACGGUGUCACAGUCGACAGCCGUCUAGUGGUGGGGUAAUUGAUCGUCAUCCUGCGAGUGUGCCUGAGGAGGACCUCAACAAAGACUGUGGCAUCUGGACGUGCCGCCCACGAGUUGUCCAGCGUUUUGCACGUAUCAAGGUGUUUGUGUUCCUCCUGUCGAUCCUUGUGACACUCCAGCAAGCCCUCAGUUCGGGUUAUAUUAAUUCUGUGAUCACAACCAUCGAGAAGCGAUUUGACAUCCCAUCGAGCUAUUCGGGUGUCAUUGCGUCCAGUUAUGAGAUUGGCAAUGUGAUCACGGUGAUCUUUGUGAGUUACCUGGGCAGUCGACGGCAUAUUCCCGUAUGGAUUGGCAUUGGGGCAGUCAUAAUGGGUGUGGGGUCACUCGUAUUUAUGGUGCCACACUUCACGGGUGAAGCAAAUCCGGGGAUUCUCAUUGAGAAUAAGACAUCUGACAAUAUUUGCCGUGGGGUCUCUGUGAGGGAGCAAGAUAUGGGAUUUGGGAGGUUAUCGAGUGGUCUCGUGAAUCCACCCCUUGCACCACACAAUAAUCUCCGCGGGGACAAUUGCAUCCAAGGAAAAUCAUCAACAUUUGGUCCAGUUCUGCUGUUUGUGAUUGCCCAGCUACUUCUCGGUUGCGGAGGUAGUCCACUCUUCACACUGGGCACCACCUACGUGGAUGAUCACGUGAAGACGGAGAGCUCAUCGAUGUACAUUGGAGCCAUGUAUAGUAUGGCAGCUUUUGGACCCGUUCUGGGAUUCCUCUGUGGUGCCUACUUGCUCUCCUUCCACAUGGAUUCCUUCUCGCCAAAUCUCAUUGCAAUUGAUCCCGGCGAUAGGAGAUGGGUUGGAAUGUGGUGGGGUGGCUUUCUACUCUGUGGAGUCCUUCUCUUGAUUGUGGCAAUUCCAUUCUUCUCCUUCCCCAAGGUCAUGACGCGAGAGAAGAAGAAGAUCCUCAAUGUAACUGCCAAGAGGUCAAAUUUAGCGCCAAAUAAUUCCAAUAGCCUGCCACGGGAAGUGCCUGAGCAGCCAAAUAAUAUUCAAGCACCACAGCCGACGCAACAGAGUAGAAAAUUUGAUUCGGGAUAUGGGAAAGAUGUUAAGGAUAUUCCACAAUCGAUGUGGAGGCUUGUUUGCAAUCCUGUGUACGUUGUAACGUGCCUCGGGGCUUGCAUGGAGCUCAUGAUUGUGUCGGGAUUUGUGGUUUUUCUACCAAAAUACCUCGAGACACAGUUCAGCCUCGGCAAGAGCCAGGCAAGUGUCUUUACUGGAUCAAUAGCCGUUCCGGGAGCAUGUAUUGGAAUUUUCAUCGGAGGAUGCCUCCUAAAGCGGUUUCAACUGAGCCCCCGUGGUGCAGUGCAAUUUGUUCUAAUCUCCAACCUCAUUUGCCUCGCAUGCUAUGGCCUACUCUUUUUCCUGGGCUGUGAGAAUGUCAAAAUGGCCGGGACGACAAUACCCUACUACAAUAGUGCCACCCCUGGCCCCGAGCCAUUCACCGUCAACCUCACAGCAGCAUGCAAUUUUGGCUGUGAGUGCCCCAUGACGGAUGUGGAGCCAGUGUGUGGGAACAAUGGCUUAACAUACUUCAGUCCCUGCCAUGCAGGAUGCACAGCCUUCUCCUCGAGGUCCAACUACACCAACUGUGCGUGUGUGCAUUCAAAUACGACGAGCAUCUAUAGCGGUAGCGGUGGGAGUCAGGCACAGGCAUCCAUUGCAUCUCCGGACUUUGCAGAAGUCACCGUGGUACCCGUAGCCACAGCAGGUCCCUGCAAUUCACCCUGUCGCACAAUCUAUCCAUUCCUCAUUCUCCUCUUCUUCAUGACAUUCAUCGUGGCGGCCACACAGAUGCCCCUCCUCAUGAUUGUCCUCCGUUCAGUAUCCAAUGAGGAGAGAUCCUUCGCCCUGGGGAUGCAAUUUGUCAUUUUCCGCCUGUUUGGCUACAUCCCAGCACCAAUUGUCUUUGGUAGUCUCAUCGAUUCCACGUGCCUCCUGUGGAAGUCAACGUGUGGCGAAAGCGGGGGCAGAUGCCUCAUCUAUGACAUUGAGAAAUUCCGCUACAAAUACGUUGGGCUCUGUACGGGAAUUAAGAUUGUCGCUCUGGCCAUCUUCUUCCUCGAUUGGUGGCUCGUGAAGAGGCGAAAGCAUCUGGAAAUGGGAAAACCUCUCACAACGAAUGAACUUGUAUCCGGAAGUAUUCGGAGUCUCGAUAAAUUCGAUGAACCGUGCGAUCGUGAAGCAAGUGGAGAUGCCACGAAGAAGGUUCUAAUUGCUUCACGGCACAUUCGCAAUGAUUCACGAAGUAUUCAACUUGAAAUGUUGUACGACCAUCAGCCAGAUGAAGGAAAAAUCCCGAGGAAGACACACAAGAGGAGUAGUUCAUGUGAUGUGAGGAUUACACGAAGUAACUCCAAGGAGUACGAUAGUGAGGGAAAGAUGCGCAAAGUCCGGAAGAGUCAUUCGAGAAAUAGCUCCAAGGACUACGAUCAGGAGUUUCGGCAGAAGCUAAAUAACUUCAGGAAUAAUUUCAAGGAAGAUGCCAUGAUUAAUAUCAAGAAUGCCCUAUCGGCUCGUGGGCAUCGUCGCAAUAACUCUCAAGAUUGCAAGAAUGUCAACAAAAUGUUCAAUUGUGCGAGAAAAAAUUCCAAAGAGGUGAAUUUUUCUGAUGUAAAUCUCCUGCGGGUGAUGGCAAAUGCAGCUGUCGUGGAGGGUGGGAAGUUUGUGGCUGAAGAGGACCUUCUGCCUGAUUAUGAGGUCAAGUACACGCAUUCUCGUACCAAUUCCAAGGACUACAACGAUACAAUGCUGAAGCCCGAGGGAACAAAUCUGCGACACAGGCGACUCAGCUCCAAGGACCUCAAAUCUAUUGUUGUUACAGCAUCCCAUGGAAUUCUCGCGGGAGCUGAGAGUGUUGGUCAUCGACGAAAUUCGUCACAGCACAAAAUUCAAAUAGAUCAGGAAUUGCCAGAGCUCACGCAACAACUCCUCAAGGCGAGUCAGAGUGAUGAUAACUUCCUCAAAGGUAAGGAUUUGAAUAAUUGUGUUUGAUAUCAAGGGUGAAUCUCAUGAACCACCAAUCGUCAAUUUUUCUAACCCAUCCCAAAAUAAACUUUAGCUAAUUAAAGGAGAAAUCCUUAUUAUGUUCUAUACGUCUACAGGGGGGUGAAUGUGAGAAAUAGUACACGCAAUGGAAUUUUCUUUUUAUUGCUGCGUUGCCCCUCCCAACUCAUGAAAGGUCUACUAAACCUAGAUUUAUUUUUGACCACAAAUGACUUUAAUUUUCUUUGCCUUAAAUUAAUUCUUUAUUGUAAUUUGUGUAACUAAAAUUGAGUUUUAUUUAUUUUUUCUCUGUGAAAGGUCAAGGACUGUAAAACUUUAUUUUCUGCCCAGAAGAUUCUUUUUUUUAAAUUAGAAAUUUUUCAUUCGAAACGGAUUAUUUUAUGAAGAAGUUAUAGAUUUUUUUUGUUUUCUUAAACAUCUUCCGUAAUCUAAGAGGGUCUGACUGAAUUUCGGGUUUAAGUCUUAUGUGGAGAAUUCCUAUAAUAUCUCUGGAUUCUAGGCACGUAACCGACUCUAUAAUGAAUCAAAGGCCUAAAACUUAUUGAUUUUCUUGUCAUAAUAUCUUAUUUCAAGUCAUAAUUCAUUAAAAAUAUUUUAAAAUAUUCUCGGAAAUACCAAAAUUUAUUAUUCUAACACACAAAAAAAAACUUUCCAAAAAGAAGAAAAUUCCGUUUGAGUGCAAAACUUCUCCAUCAUCACCUGUAUGUAUAAAUAUAAGGUAGAAUGUGUGUGGAGUAACGAAACACAAAAUGCGUGAAGCGGAUUUAAAAUGCAAAUGAAAGCGAAAGAGAGUAAAUUAUUAAUUUAGUAAUUUUGUUAUAUAAAUUAUUAUACAUUGUAUAGACAUACAUAUUAAAAGAGAAAUAUAUCGACGAGAAAACAUGGCGUAUAAAAUGAUGCGAGAUGAGGUUGAUAAAUGGGAGGAGGAAGAAAUAUUUAGUAAAAGAAAAAAAAAUUGAAUAAUCUAGUGCUGUGAAGAUGGUUUUAUUACAACACAAGGAAAGUUAAAGAGAAAAUAAAGAAAAAUGAAGUAAAGAAAAUAAUUAUAAAAUAAACACUAAUUUAGUUUAGUAGUAGUAACUACCAAUAAAAUACUUUAUAAUGAGAGAGAAUGUUCUGUUUUUUUCUAUAAGGAAAAGAUGAACAUAUUAAAAGAAAAAAAAACGUAAAACUGAUAACGAAAGAGAUAUAUAGAAAAUGAAUGCAAUUUACACAGACUUGUAAUGUAUAUAGUUUAUAGGACAAACAAAAUAAGGGAUUUUAUCACAUAAAACGCGCGUGUUUGUUGAAUUUGGAGAAAGUGAUAAGAACUGCCCUUUCCAGCUACCUUUCACACUUCCAUAAGAGAUUACAAACACACUGUUCUUUUUAUAAAUCUCCGCACAUUCUCCGUGAGCUUUUUUUUUUCUUCCUCUUUAUCUGUAAUAAUGAAGUUUUUAUCACCCACUGAAGAGGCAUUUAUGGCACUACCUCUUUUAGCUGUGAUUCUUUCUUCAAAGAAGCACAGCUUCUGUGUACACUCUAAAAUGCAAUUUUUUCCACGCAUCUCAAACAAUUAUGUUAAUUUCUUUUGCCAGCGAGGUGUACACACAUGAUAUAAUUUUUUUCCAAAAUAAUUUUUAAAAAAAUAUAUAAAAUAUACAACCAAGAAACCACUUUAUCGCCAUAAAUUCACAUUUUUUAUUGCUCUACUGUGAAGAAAUAUGAGAAUUAUAAGGUACAAAAAUAAACGAGAGGAAGGAAGGAUGAGAAUUUGCUUUGAAAUAUGUAUUUAUAGGGUAGGUAUAUACCGGGUAUACUUGUAUAAAUUUUAGUAAUAAGUUUUUGCAGUGGUAAAGAGGGUGUUUAGGUGUUUAAAUAUCCUGAAUAAGUUUACGCAAUUUCAGUUUUUUUCCUUUAGAAGUUGAAAGUUUGUUUUUAUACUAAAAUUUUUCAUAAAAUCCAUAAUAUAAAUAAAGGGGAUUUUUAAAUGUUAUUAAAAGGGGUCAAACGUUAGAAAAUAAACGUCAGAUUUUGAAACCAAUUAAAACGUUCGAUAAAGUCAAAGAUUGGAAAAAGAACAUCAAUCGUUAGAUCGAAAUUUAAAAAAAAAUUAAAAAUGAACGUUACGUUAGAUCAGAUGUCAAAUGUUUGAAAAGAAACGUCGAAUGUUUGAAAAGAAACGUCAAAUGCUCGAAAAUGUCAGAAGAUAGAAAAAGAAUAUCAAAUGGUAGAAAAGGAACGUUAAAUAUUAGAAAAGAAACGUUAAAUAUUCGGAAAUGUAAAACGAUACAAAAGAAUGCCAAACGUUAAAAAAUAAAUGCCAGACUUUACAAGAUAGACGUCAAAUGUUGUAAAUGUCAAACGUCAAAUGUAAAGAAAAGAACGUCAAACGUUCAAAAAGACGUCAAAAGUUAGAUUUACAGCGAUUUGCACAAAAAAAAAUCUAAAAAGCACCUGUUUUGAGCAACAGACUAUUAGUAUUGUUCCGUUCUUGUAAUCUUCAUAUACUAUGACUCCUUUAGUCAUUCGUAUUGGUCUAUUAGCCUUCUUCUAAGCCUAACUUUUUAAAUACAAAUACGUAUUCUGAAAUGAACCAGCUUUAAAUUUCUUAUCUUCUCUUGUUUGCUAAAUUAAAUGUUUAAACUAACUAAAUCCCAACUCUUUAAAAAAGAAACUCAAAAACUUAUUACUAAACUUCGUAUUUGUAUUAAUUACGCGAGAAAGUGCAUUGAAAUGGACACAUAUGCAAAAUUUAUAGUGCAAUUAUGUAAUUGAGUUAAUUUAAUUUCCAUAUCACUCUCAUCUCUUUUCAAUUUACAUUAAAUGUAACGACUCCUAUGUAGGAGGGGAGAGAGGGAGGUAAAUGAACUUCAGUAGAAUUUAUUUAAAGUGUAAAUAAGAAAGAUGAAUUUAUGUCAACAAACUCACUGUAAAAAAAAGACGAAACGAGGCGACAAGAAAGCUAAAUAUUUAUCCUUAAAAAAGUUAAAUGCAAAAAUAAUGAGCAAGAAAUCCCCCUUUAGAGCAUAAGACGAAGAAAGAAAAACAAUUAAAUAGUGAAACCAAUCCAAGUUUAUUCUCACAUCAACAGUGAUAAAUAUAAUAAAAUCUCUAUAUAUAUUUUAUUUCAGACCAUAUGUGAAAUGUUAGUGACAAAACAAGUAAAUCCUUCAAUUAACACUGCAGAGAUAAAAAAAAAAAGAUGAAAAAAUUAGUAAAUGAAAAAUAGAUUAUGUAUUGUGAAAAAAAAAGAAAAUCAUAACUAUUUUUGCACACAAUUUAUAGUUCACUGUUUUACCCUUCUGCAUUGUGGAAAAUCAUAUAUUUGUAUAUUUUAAAAACUUAAUGGAAAAAUAGAUGAAAUUAAAUGAUAGUGCAAGAUAGAAAACGAAAAAAAUGUUGUCAAAUUUCUUGAUAAAAUAACAGAAUUUCUUAUAAAAAAAUUAAGCUCAAAAAUAGCUUUCUAACAGUUUUACUUGAAGAAAAAAAAAGAGAAAUAAUAAAAACAGCGCAAGAGACAUUUUGUGUGUAAAAGAAAAAAAUAACCUUAUUAUAAAAAUGAAGAUAAUGUGAGAAAAUUUGUAAAGGUCUGAUUUUUUUGUAUCUUGAUUGAAAAUUUUACAUUUUCUUUCGAGAAAAUCUCAUCAAUUUGCAGUGGAAGAACAAAGCGUAGUUUAAAGGUUUUUUUUUUAAUUAAUCAUGUAUUUAGACAGACUGUAGGAAAUCUCAUUUUGCAAACAAUUCAUUUUACUGCCAAGAUGGUUGUUUUUUUUAAUAUUAAUUUCUGCUGAUAUUUUAAUGACAAUUUAGAUAUUUUUUUUCUUUAUAUACAAUUAAACUGUGUUCUCUAAGUUUAUAAUAUUACGUGAUUUUAUAGUGAAUCUCAUUGAGUGAUAAAACUUCCACUGCAUGGGCCAUGAAACGUGCAUUGCAUGGAAUCUCACAAAUUCAUAAAAAUAAAUCUUACAUUAAUAAUUAACAUAAUAAUAGAAUUGCAUUGACGAUGCUAAACAAGAAAACCCUAUUGUAAAAAGAAACAGAAAAAAAAUCUAUUUAAAAUGAUGUGCGGGUGUGUGAGAGAAAUUUAUUAGCAAUAAUUCGAACUGAUAUGGAAAAACUAUUCAAUUAUCACAUCAUAUUUUUUGGUGUAAUUGCAAGACACAGAGAGAGAGAGAAAAUAAUUAUUAUAUUGGAUGAGAAGAGAAAGGAAGGAAAUAUAUCAAAAUGCCUUACAAUAAAGUUGAGAUUAUUACGUAAAAAAAA
This is a messenger RNA of Lutzomyia longipalpis, 8352 nucleotides long. It is a transcript of the gene Oatp30B, whose product is annotated as solute carrier organic anion transporter family member 5A1. NCBI's taxonomy places the organism in Eukaryota, Metazoa, Arthropoda, Insecta, Diptera, Psychodidae. Gene Ontology annotation, biological process: sodium-independent organic anion transport; transmembrane transport. The record is from RefSeq and is a predicted model, not a curated record. Bases 814 to 4095 code for a protein of 1093 amino acids. Gene Ontology annotation, molecular function: protein binding. Gene Ontology annotation, cellular component: membrane. The transcript has 6 exons.